AUGCCAUCAGCCAAGCGCAACGCGUCAUCUGCCAGGCGAUUAUCUCUCGCCAAGAGGCAGAGGACUGUCGAUCCACCAGUUGAUCCGCUUGAGGGCACGAGCGGCUACGAUUCAGAGGAGGGUUCCAACAAUCAGGUGGACGGUGGUCAGGACGCUGAUCACGAGGACAAGGACGAGCAUGAGAACGAGGAGGACGAUAGCGAGCUCGCCCCCAUCACCCCCAAGCGAUCCGGCCAAGCUGCUCGCGGCUCCAAAGAUCAGGAGAAGAAGCACCCCAAGAAGGGCAAGAAGAAGGCCGCUCCGAUCAAGGUUGGUGCCGCUCGUAAGGAGGUGUGUGGUGGGUGCGCCCUGCGUUUCAACGCAGGCCUGAUUAAUGGCAUUUGCCAUGAUCGGCUCGAUUCGAACAGCGAGCGCUGCGUUGAGUGUGGCACCCACUCCUGCUCCAUUCUUCACAAGAACUCUGUGGUUCCUGUUCAUGCUGUGAUCAACGCUCGCCGCAAUCCAGAGUUGACAUCCUGUGAGAUCGAGGUCUUCGUUGAGCGCUCCAGGACUGCUCUUGAGCAGUACCCUCCGAUCCCCCGCAACCCUCCCAAGGGCAAGGCCAGGCCCAAGGCGACUGCUCCCCCAGCCACCCCCCAAUCAACGAACUCUUCGCUGAUCCUCACCAGGGCUUCCGCCUCCCGCUUGUCUGGUGAUCCUGCCACGCUGGAUCAGCCGUUUGGGCUGGUCCUUCUCCCUCUCUCUUAG
Messenger RNA from Didymella exigua CBS 183.55, 747 nucleotides. RefSeq lists its product as uncharacterized. Bases 1 to 747 code for a protein of 248 amino acids. The transcript is spliced from 4 exons. NCBI's taxonomy places the organism in Eukaryota, Fungi, Ascomycota, Dothideomycetes, Pleosporales, Didymellaceae. The record is from RefSeq and is a predicted model, not a curated record.